This is a messenger RNA of Marmota flaviventris (yellow-bellied marmot), 820 nucleotides long. RefSeq names its product dual specificity phosphatase 3 (gene Dusp3). NCBI's taxonomy places the organism in Eukaryota, Metazoa, Chordata, Mammalia, Rodentia, Sciuridae. Gene Ontology annotation, cellular component: cytosol; cytoplasm. Gene Ontology annotation, biological process: negative regulation of T cell activation; protein dephosphorylation; negative regulation of JNK cascade. Gene Ontology annotation, molecular function: protein tyrosine/serine/threonine phosphatase activity; MAP kinase phosphatase activity. The record is from RefSeq and is a predicted model, not a curated record.
CCCCUGACCCGGCCGCUCUCCCCUCGCUCGCUCCAGCCCGGGCGCGCAGGGCCCGGCCGCCGCCAUGUCGGGCCCGUUCGAGCUCUCGGUACAGGAUCUCAACGACUUGCUCUCGGACGGCAGCGGCUGCUACAGCCUCCCGAGCCAGCCGUGCAACGAGGUCACCCCGAGGAUCUACGUGGGCAACGCGUCUGUGGCUCAAGACAUCCCCAAGCUGCAGAAACUGGGCAUCACUCAUGUCCUGAACGCUGCUGAAGGCAGGUCCUUCAUGCAUGUCAACACCAAUGCCAACUUCUACAAGGACUCUGGCAUCAUCUACCUGGGCAUCAAGGCCAAUGACACACAGGAGUUCAACCUAAGUGCUUAUUUUGAAAGGGCUGCAGACUUCAUUGACCAGGGUUUGGCUCAAAAGAAUGGCCGGGUGCUUGUCCACUGCCGUGAGGGUUACAGCCGCUCCCCAACACUAGUCAUUGCGUACCUCAUGAUGCGUCAGAAGAUGGACGUCAAGUCUGCCUUGAGCAUCGUGAGGCAGAACCGUGAGAUCGGCCCCAACGAUGGUUUCCUGGCCCAACUUUGCCAGCUUAAUGACAGACUAGUCAAGGAGGGGAAGUUGAAACUCUAGGACACCCCCACAGCCUCUUCUCUAGAGGUCUGAUGGGAAGGCCCUGCUUGAGGGUGUCCCAAGCCGCCAUGUUUAGGAAACAGUUGUACCCUUCCCCCAGAGUCACAAGGCACUUGCCUACAUGUCUGUCCCAACAUGGCCCUGGGCCACUUCCCCCUAUCCCCAGGGGGCCUAUAAAGAAGCUUGCCAAGGAGGGCA